CAUAAAGCCGUUCGCGCUACAGUUUGACAACCAAAAGAUGCUUGUCUACACCUUAGCCUUUAGCUAAAGCUUAGUGUUGUCCUGAGCCGAUGGGAUGGGGGUAUCUGACUUACAGUGUGAUACAAAUGCUGGAGCCGUGGUUGAUCUUUCAGCUCGCAGUAUGCAGAAACUGGAUCCCAGUUUUACAUGCUCUGAGGAAACCCACACUCUCAUCCUGGAUCGAAACAACAUCAUGAAGCUGGACCACCUGGAACGAAGCCCAAGCCUUCAGCAGCUUUCUGUGGCAAAUAACCGAUUGGUUAGAAUGAUGGGUGUGUCCCAGCUCAGAGAGCUGAGAGUCCUCAAUCUACCCAAUAACAGUAUUGGUUAUAUUGAAGGCCUGCGAGAUCUACCACAUCUAACAUGGCUCAACCUGUCAGGGAACAACAUUAAGGUUAUUGAGCAACUGAACAGUUGUGUGUCUCUGCAGCACUUGGAUCUGUCUGAUAAUAACAUAUCUACCAUAGGAGAUUUGACUAAACUGGUAGCAUUAAAGACGUUGUUGCUCCAUGGAAACAGUAUCACAACACUCAGAGCUGUUCCUGCUCACCUUCCUGCCCAUCUGUCCAUUCUUUCCCUGGCAGAAAAUGAAAUAAGGGAUCUUAAUGAAGUUUCAUAUCUGGCCCCUCUUCACGAGCUGGAGCAGCUGUCCAUCAUGUGCAACCCUUGUGUCAUGGCUACUCCCUCAUUGCCGAGUUUUGAUUACCGACCAUACAUCAUGAGCUGGUGCCUGAACCUAAAGGUCCUCGAUGGCUAUGUAGUGACACAAAAAGAAGGCCUCAAAGCAGAGUGGCUCUACAGCCAGGGGAAAGGUCGGUCUUAUCGACCCGGGCAGCAUGUUCAGCUGGUUCAGUACUUGGCCACUGUUUGUCCUCUGACGGCAUCGCCUGCCUUGGAGACGGCAGAAGAUGCUAAACUGGAGAAGAUCCUUAGUAAACAAAGAUUCCACCAGCGGCAGCUGUUGGAGGAGACUCGCGGAGGCUGCCCCAGUCCUCCUCGUCCGACUCGGCUAGAUGUUGAAAGCCUCACUCCUGGAGGCCAAGAGGUGAAAAAAAUCCCCACACCUGUACCGGCUACUCCUCCGUCUGUCCAGGAUAAAGAGCCAGUGGUGCAGUUUAACACCUGGGUGAGCUGUGAUGCCUCUCAUGUGUCGCUGCCAGUGGUUCGCAGCCCUAGGAUUACAGGAGAGCAGGUUUAUUUAGAAGACUUGCAGACCGAUGAGGACAAAAUCAACAGCAGCUUGCUCUCCUCUGAAUCCACCUUCCUUCCCCUCGCGUCCGACCUGGAGCCACAAACGACCCACACCGACAGUGAAGACGAGACCGAGACAUUUGAGCCUGAUUCUCUGGCUCCAAAGCGACCCUCACAGUCUAGAAAUCACAACCCAGAAAAGACUAAUGCAUCUCCUCUGACGGAUAAGCACCAGAAGAAAACUCAAGCAGAGAAUGUUUUAAUUGGCGCAGCAGUUGCAUCACCGGCAGUAGUUGCCAUGCAAGAAAAUAAUUCAGAGAUGCUCUUUGACUUUGGUAACGCAGAAAGCAGCGACGCUGCAAAGCAGGGAGAAGCUACCGCGCCUGUCUGUAAAUUAAAUCUGCUGGAAGCGGAAAAGGCGGCCAUUAAAAUACAGUCUUGGUGGAGGGGACACUACACGCGAUGUUUCCAUCCAGCAGCCAGAGAGGUGCGCGGUGAAAUCCGCCUGAGGAGAAUGCAAGAACACAUCGUCUUCCUGUCUGACCAGUUGGAGACGAUGCAGAAGCAGUAUGAGGAGGAGAGGCUUCAAAGGCUCGUUCAGGAAGAGGCUGUGAAGUUUCUGUGGACGGAGCUCCAAUCCAUGCAGCAGUGGAAACAGACUGUGGAGAUCAAGCUUGCAGGCAUUUCACAACAGGAUCCCCCGGCUCCCAUUUAUUCUCCCGCAGCCCCACCCGUCGCCUCAAUUCCCACAAUCCCUCCCAUCACCGACGUCUCCUUCCCAGACUCUGGAUUCCAGUCAACCAAUGAGCAGCAGGCCACACAGGAGGACAGCUUUCUGAGCAGUGGUACAGCGGACUCUCUGAAGACGGUUCGAGCUCUGAGCCCCGUACGGAGCGGCGUCGCCGGCACGAGCGAUGGCGUGGACAGUGCAGACUGCAGCCUGUUGGAAGAAUACCUGUCGUCUGUACAGCAGAGGGAGGAGGAGGCUGACGAAGUGAACAGUGAUAAAACUGAAACGCCUCAGCCCUCUCCAAGCAGGACACCGUCAACCAAAGUUUCUCCCACACAGAAGGCGGCAUAAACCACUCCAGACUCUGUCUGAUCCUUUAAUCAUAUGAGAUUUGUCAAGAGUGGGUGGUAAUGAGCAUUCUGUGUGGGAUUCAGAAAUUUCAGUUAUUUUAAUAAUACCUUAUUGAGGUCUGAAAGCUGCAUUCUCAAACUCACCCUUAACAAUGAGAAGUGGCUUGAAACACUACUUUUAACUGAAUGUAAUGUUUUAUACCAGCUUUUCUUUUUCCUGCAUAUGUAUGACUAAACCACAAAACUGUCAAAUUUCAGCUGUUACGACGAUAAUAUGAUUAGAGGUUUGCAGUUUCACAAUGCACCUGUUCUUGUAGCUUUAUAGUCUAACCAAUCUGCUACAAACAUGGAUUCUGUCAACUGUUAGUCUUGAUCAGCUUUAUCUGAUAUUAAAAACAAACCUGCUGUUGUUUUCAUCUUCAAAAAUGUCAAAUAUCUAAAAAUAGAUUUGAAAUGUUAAUGUUAUAAAUAGAAGGAGCACAGAAGAUCAAUGCACAUCACCUGGACUUGAAAUGCAUAAUUCUUGGAUUGGGA
Messenger RNA from Cyprinodon tularosa, 2844 nucleotides. It is a transcript of the gene cep97, whose product is annotated as centrosomal protein 97. The transcript is spliced from 11 exons. The coding region runs from base 95 to 2311 and encodes 738 amino acids. NCBI's taxonomy places the organism in Eukaryota, Metazoa, Chordata, Actinopteri, Cyprinodontiformes, Cyprinodontidae. Gene Ontology annotation, molecular function: protein binding. The record is from RefSeq and is a predicted model, not a curated record.